Bursaphelenchus xylophilus (pine wood nematode) is the source of this 1463-nucleotide messenger RNA. The record is from the annotation of a GenBank genome assembly. NCBI's taxonomy places the organism in Eukaryota, Metazoa, Nematoda, Chromadorea, Rhabditida, Aphelenchoididae.
AUGGCUCGUCGGCAAUCCCUGUACAUGAAGUGUCUGGGCCGACAACGGCGCUUCGAUGAACCGAUUUUUAGUAUGCCAUCCACUUCGAAAGAAAAUACCCCACCAAGGAAACCUUUGUCACUACGUACCUUGGAGAAAUUGGACUCAAUUGACUAUUCGUCGAAUGUUGAUUCAAGUGAUUGUGACUCACCGUUGCUAAAAGUGCCACCAACUUUGCGAAGUUUUGAUAAAUUGACCGUAGAUGCAAUACCGCAGUACCUUUUGAAUAAGAUCUCUACGCUUUAUGCAGAAAGAAUUGAGAGGCCAAUUGAGGAAGUGUUCAAUGAUCUUCGGGAAGCUUGUAUGUCGCUAACAGUUGAUUGAAGUGAAUAUACCCAACAUAGGGGGUUACGGGUGGGCUUGAACUUUCUACGGGGCAUCAAAAAAUAUGUCAUCAUGACGGGUUAAGGCAAAUUCGUCAUGGUGACAUAUUUUUGAGCUUUGGGGAACCCCUUUGAUUUUCGUUCAAAGCUCGAGGAACCCCAUAAAAAUUGUUGGAUGCCUUUCUGAUGAAAAUCGAUUUUACCCAGUUGCUCUCAGAAACUUUGGCUUCUCAUGACGACCGUAAAAUCUGAUUCCUGAAUAAACCUCGUGGUCCCAACUGUUUGUUCCAAACAGUAAUUCGACCCUGAUUUUCCGCAAAACGAAGUGAGCUUGAACUGUUUUUUUAUUCCCAGUUUUUCUAUUCCGUCCCCGUCGCUAUUCGAACCUUGAGCUUUUGAGGUGUCCAAAACUUCCCGGACAAUGACGAAGCCCUCGUUCGCUGUUCAUUUCACGGUGAAAACGACUAUUAUACAUUGUGAAAACGACGCCAGCCGGUUCCGGGUUAGGUCCAUAAGCGAAAAUUCGGCGCCCGAAUAUUGUAUCGAGACGGGCAUGGUCGAAGAAUGUAAAUUUAUAUUGUUGAGAUGGUUCAGGGAAAUCUCUGAUUUUUGCGAAUAAUAGCCUGAUUGUAAUGUGAUUUUUAGGUCAGAAAUCGAAUAAAAAUUACAUUUUUUUUUGUUUUAGCAUCAAGAUCAAUUUAAAAAAUUGAACAAAAAUAUAGAUGUUGCUAUACCAAAAUCAAAUUUAAAACUGAGUUUUGGUCAAAAAAUCAAGUAAAAAAUUUUUUGAUUUGAGCUAUAAUAUCUUUUUAGCAAGCAUCAAAUUAUUUAAUCUUCCGUAUUUCAGCCCGAAAUGCCCAACAACUUGGUCGGGAUCGCCAGUUCGCUCAGAGGUUUACAAAUAUUUUGGUCAAUUUCAACGCAAUUGAAUGCGCGUCGUCGUCGUUUGCUGAUGGUCCCGAGUACCCACCCAGUGAAGCCAUAAAUGGAUCGGCAAGAGCCCACAACCCGGAUGCUUUCUCAGCGGCUGAUAAAAUGGCCAGAUUGGUGGAGAUCUUGUUUUAUGUCACAAAAAAUCGUGAGUUUUUGGAUUUUUGCUGA